GUUGUUGCUUAUUCGUGAGCCGGUUAGAUUCUCUGGGGCAGGUCACCAUCCCAGUGGUCUGGGCAGAGAAUAACGCUGCAAUAUGGUGUCUUUCCCGGCAGGAGGCUUCGGCCUGUCAUGGGGGAGAGCGGAGGAUGAGCCCAGUGCCCCUGUCUGCAGUGUCGCCAGGCUGUUGUCACGCGGUGCAGGCUGACCCCAUUCCAACCUGCCACUGGCACUGAGAGGAAGGAUGAACGUCUCUGGGGAUGCAGGGGGCUCCUCGAGGCUCCUCAUCUUCUGGCUCUCAGGCCCACUCUCAGUCUUCAUCAUCCUGGCCAACCUCUUCAUCAUCCUCGGAAUCCUCUGCAACCGGAAGCUGCCCGGGGUCGCCAGCUGGUUCUUUCUCAGCCUGCUGUUUGCCGAUCUCCUGGCCGGGGUGGCCCUGCCCUUCAUCCCCUGGAUGCAGUUUGAGAAUAGACGGGGCUACCACAGCUGCUUCUUCACCCACGUGGCCCCCAACUACUUCUUCCUUGCCUUCCUGGCCAACCUGCUGGCGGUGCACUACGAGAAGUACCUGUGCAUCAGCUACCCGCUGCACUACCGCCGCUUCUGGGUGCACCGCUGGGUGCCCCUCUGCCUGCUGCUGACCUGGACGCUGCCUUUGCUCUUUGCCUGUCUGCCGGUGCUGGGGUGGAACCAGUGGGGACCCAGCUCCAACUGCUCCUACAAACAGAUCUUCCCCACUGCCUACCUCUACCUGGAGAUCUACGGCUUCCUCAUCCCCUCCAUCCUGGCCAUGGCCUUCAUGUCCACCCAGGUGCUGCGGGUGGCCAGGCACCAGCUGCAGGAGAUCAAGAAGGUGCUGCGCUCCGUGCACCAAGGCCAGGGUCCCUCGGAGCUGGAGAAGCAGCUGGAGCUGAGGCAUGCCAAGUGCAUCGCCAGCCUCUCCCUGAUCUUCCUGGCAUGCUGGGUGCCCUACGUGGCCAGCCUGCACGUCUCAGUGCUGGCCAUCCAGAACCACAACUCCAUCGACAGCUACACCGUCCUCAUCCUCACCUGCGUGGGCAGCGGCAGCGCCGCCGUGGUGCCCAUCAUCCUUGGGCUCAGCAACCGCCAGUACACCCAAUUCUGGAGGGACAUGGUGGCCAAGGCCUGCGCUGGCUGCAGGGUGUGGUGCUGUGAGCGAGGGGAGGCCAGAGGCCACCAGGGUGGGACGUCACAGGGCAGGGCCCCUUGUCCUCAGGAAGAAGGUGUGGCUCCAGCUCCCAGCUGAUGCCCUUGCCCCUGCAACAGAGACACCAAACCUGCAACCGUGGCCUCUUGCCACAACAAGACAAGGCUGGGAUUUGCAGCAGCUGAGGGAUCAACUUGGACUUUCCGGAGGAAUCCAGUGAUUUACUGGGCCGUUAUAUUUUAAUGACCGAGGCGGGCGGAUAACCUCAUCCUCCCUCGCCCACACACGGCUGCUGGGCUGGUCACUGCUGGUUUCUGCACUUUGGUUGAUCUAAAGAACAAGUGUGGAUCUCAUGCCCUGUCCAAUCAGAUUUCGGUAUGUUUGUUUUUCAAAGCAGGCCGUCGAUUCCAUGAAUGAUCUCGGCUUCUGAGUGGCCGAUUCCUCACUACACGAUCCACCCUCCUGCAGCCUGAUUGGCUGGGGUGGCUUCCAUCUGGUGUGCUUCCAUCCCACGACGAUGCUCAUCAAUUCUAUUUGUCCCCCGAGGGUAAGACCUGAGUUUCUGGGCUGGUGUGGGACCCGAUCCUGCCAGGGUGUAGAGGAUGCCCUGACCUCUCAGGGUCGGGGCCGCCUGAAUUCUCAGAUCCUUUGUGGAGGUUAACCCCAUGGUGAAUGUGUGUUGUCGCUGCACCCCUUGAGUGCAGACUACAGGGCGAGGUCUGAGUCCCUCUAUUCUUGCUGGGAGUUCCUGGCACCCCAGUACCCUCCCUGAUGCAGCUUUAAGAGACUCCCUGCCCCCAAGUGCGAUCAGACUUAGAUGAAAGCACCCCCUAAAUAGUGGGGUUACUGCUGCUUGGGUCCCAAAUCGGACUAGGGCCCGGCACCCCCAUGGGCAGGGCCGGCGCUUCCAUUUAGUCGACCGCAGGGCACCAGG
This is a messenger RNA of Chelonoidis abingdonii (Abingdon island giant tortoise), 2087 nucleotides long. It is a transcript of the gene GPBAR1, whose product is annotated as G protein-coupled bile acid receptor 1. Lineage: Eukaryota; Metazoa; Chordata; Testudines; Testudinidae. The record is from RefSeq and is a predicted model, not a curated record. Gene Ontology annotation, biological process: G protein-coupled receptor signaling pathway. Gene Ontology annotation, cellular component: plasma membrane. Gene Ontology annotation, molecular function: G protein-coupled bile acid receptor activity.